Molecule: messenger RNA, 609 nt
Organism: Neohortaea acidophila
Lineage: Eukaryota; Fungi; Ascomycota; Dothideomycetes; Mycosphaerellales; Teratosphaeriaceae
Product: DUF1275 domain protein
Exons: 1
Source: RefSeq, a predicted model, not a curated record
GAUGUGGCAGACGACUUGACCAUCGAGCUGCAGCUCUUGACACUCGCCUUAGCAGCCGGCAUCAACGACGCCAGCACCUUCCCGGACUACCGUGUCUUCGUCUCGAAUCAGACUGGCAAUACCGCACUUCUUGCUGUUGGCGCCCUAGGCCUCAGCAGCGAGGGUCAUUACUUACCUAACAUUGCCGUGAGUCUCGGAGUCUUUAUUCUCGGCGGGCUCGUGUUUGGCCAGAUCGGAGCUCACGUUGGCCGCCGGCGCAAGGCGUGGCUGCUGGCGACGAACGCAGUGCAAACGGCCAUAUUUUUUGUUGGAGUCGCACUGCGCCAAUGGUUUGCGGGAAGCGAGCAGCGAGGUGCUCAUGCCUGGGCUGUCAUCACAUUUCUCGCGUUUGCUUCGGGUGGACAAGUUGCCAUGGCGCGGACAGUAGACCUGCCGCAGAUUCCUACUGCCAUGGUCACAUCCGCCUAUGUUGACAUGUUGAUCGACCCCGAAAUUCUAUCGCUCCAUGACCGACCUCGCAACCGGCGCCUGUCUUUUGUGCUGUGCCUUUUGGUCGGGAGUUUUAUUGGCGCUUGUACGUAUGCAUAUGCAGAUCCGACUCUAGCUCUA